GCUAGAGUAAAUCUGAUAUUUUGGUCGAAUCAGAUCUCACGUUUCGGCACACGAGCUGCAGCAGCACCCAGCCAAGAAACCCUCCUCCGAUCGGAAGCAGCCGAGGCGUCGGCGGCGGAGCAGCAGAUCGGAGAUGGGAGCUGAGUGCCGGUAUGAGGUGUCGCAGGCGGCGUACGUCAAGCUCGCGCUGCACGCGCUCAAGCACCCGGCCGCGCCCGUCAACGGCCUCCUCGUCGGCCGCCUCGUCGAGCCCUCCUCCUCCCCUGCCGUCGUCUCUGUCGUCGAUGCCGUGCCGCUCUCCCACCACCCGCACCACCUGCCGCUGCUCCCCACGCUCGAGCUCGCGCUCACCCUCGUCGAGGACCACUUCGCGGCCCAGGAGGGCGGCCUCGCCGUCGUCGGGUACUAUCACGCCAACCCGCGCCGCGACGACGCCGAGCUUCCGCCCGUCGCCAAGCGCGUCGGGGACCACAUCUUCCGCUACUUUCCCCGUUCCGCCGUCCUGCUGGUUGAUAACAAGAUGCUGGAGGAGGCCGUCAAGGGGAAGUCUCGCGACCCGGUCGUUCAGUUAUACACCAGGGAUUCAUCAAAAAGUUGGCGUCAGGCUGGAUCAGAUGCGAGCAGUCAGUUGGUUCUAAAAGAACCUUCUACCAAUGUUGUCCUAGCUGAUCAUGUUACGACAAAGAAAUGGGAGCAAAUUGUUGAUUUCGACGACCACCUUGAUGAUAUUAGCAAGGAUUGGUUGAACCCAGGCCUCCUUGACUGAAAUAGUUACGUGAUUUGAUCUCUUUAUACUUUAUCGAAACUUGCUAGACGUCGAGGUGCUGAGGCUCGUCCUGCUGCCGGAUCAUGGACUUUGCUUAAUAGCAGGAUGAGUUAUUAGCAUAAAUUGUAUUUCAAUAUAAACAAGUUAUUUUGUAACAAUUACAUAGCAGUUGAAAAUGCUAACGUUUGAUGAA
Molecule: messenger RNA, 959 nt
Organism: Phragmites australis (common reed)
Lineage: Eukaryota; Viridiplantae; Streptophyta; Magnoliopsida; Poales; Poaceae
Product: ER membrane protein complex subunit 8/9 homolog
Exons: 4
Coding region: 134-766 (210 amino acids)
Cellular component (GO): EMC complex
Source: RefSeq, a predicted model, not a curated record